AUGUUUGCUCCUUCUGCGCGGCUGGGCCGAGCCCUCUGCGUCGCGGCCACGGCCGCGGCCUGGAGCCGCGGCGGCGCGCCCCCCGUGCGGUCGCAGUCGAUCCGUCGCGCGGCGGACGACGGGGCGCCCCUGCCGACCGUCGAGGAGGCGAUCGCCGGCGCCGAGGGCUACGACGGCCCGGGCAUCGUCGACCCCUACUACAUGCACCCGGACACGUACCCCAUGCUCCACGACUGGACGGCGGAGCGCUUCGACUGCGACCUCGAGAGCGGCGGCUACGCCGAGUGGGUCAUCCCGGGGGAGGCGUUCGUCUUCGCGCGGUUCCUCAAGGACGGCGAGAAGUCGCGGGCCCUGCGGCGGACGCUGCACCUGGACCACCUCUUCUGGGCGCGCGAGAGCGCCAUCGUCGCGGACCGCGACGGCGGCCCGCGGGUCUACGCGGCGCAGGCCGCGCAGGACGACCGCGGCGACGUCGUCGCGUCGGUCGUCGCCGUCGUCGGCGGCGACGCGGCGUCCGCCGCGCCCCUCGUCGCCGCGGACCCGCUCGUGCGCGCCGGCGUCUUCGACGAGGCGCGGAGCGGCGCCUACCACUGGACCAUCGCCGGCGACCCCUACCUCCAGGCCGACGUCUGGCCCGACGGCGAGAGCCCGUACCUCCACCUCAAGCUCGACGCCCAACCCGGCGCGAACGCGCGCGGGGCGACGCGCGAGAAGCACCUGAGCUUCCUGCGCAAGACGCGGCGCACGAUGCGCGCGGGGCCCCUGCGGCCCCUCGGCGACGCGGCCGGCGCGCCCGUCGGGUCGCUCGUCUACGCGUUCCACGCGUCCCGCGGCGCCGCGCUCGACUGGGCCGCCGCGGACCCGUACGUGGACGCGGGCGUCUUCGGCGACGGGGUCCAGCCGCUGGCCGCGGCGACGUACUGCGAGCUCGACGUCACGGGCACGCAGCUCACGCGGCCGCCGCCGUUGAACGAGCUGCCCGACCCGCUGCUCCAGCGCCUCGUCGACGCGGACCUCGUGACGCUCGAGGAGCGGCAGGUGCAGCGCAUCGAGGCGGACCCGAAGACGGGCGAGUUCGUGCGCUACAACAUCACGACGACGGACCCGCGCGUGCUCUCGAACGUCGACGUCGACGACGGCCUCAUGGCGACGUUCGCGUCGACGCCCAAGGCGCUCCGCGCGAAGAAGGCCCGCGAGAAGAAGAAGGCCUUGGAGGAGGAGGACGCCCUCGCGGCGCUGAGCGGGGCCGAGGGCGACGACGCCGCCGAAAACGACGACGGCGACCUCCCCGACGAGUUCUAG
Aureococcus anophagefferens is the source of this 1302-nucleotide messenger RNA. RefSeq lists its product as hypothetical. NCBI's taxonomy places the organism in Eukaryota, Pelagophyceae, Pelagomonadales, Pelagomonadaceae. The transcript has a single exon. The record is from RefSeq and is a predicted model, not a curated record. The coding region runs from base 1 to 1302 and encodes 433 amino acids.